GAGAGUAGAAGCAGCAACCCUACUUUGCUAAACAGAGAAGGAACACUGAGAGGAGGAAAAUCAAUUGAAUCAGAAGAGGAUAAUGCAAGAAGCAGAGCUGGUGACGCCGGGGGAGGUGUUGGGAAGAGCUGCGGAACUGAAAGCAGGGAAGGGUGCUUACGUAGCGCCCCACAACAAAACCAUCUACGCUUCUCUCACUGGACUCCGCCGCAUCAUUCCCCCUCCCACUGAUUCCGCAGACCAGCGACCAACUGUGGAAGUAACUGGUCACAAAGCCCAUGGUCCUGUUCCAGAGCCUGGUUCUGUUGUCAUUGCCCGGAUUACAAAGGUGAUGGCCAGGACAGCAUCUGCUGAUAUUAUGUGCGUUGGCCCAAAAUCUGUGAGAGAAAACUUUACUGGCAUAAUCAGGCAACAAGAUGUUAGAGCAACUGAAAUUGACAAGGUGGAUAUGCAUUUGUCUUUUCAUCCAGGCGACAUGGUCAGAGCUGUAGUUGUAUCCAUAAUGCUUGAAGUUUCUCUUCUUCUAUUUGUUUGUGUGAAAUAAUUGCUUAACAGCAAUGUUAGUUGGCAGCAUUUUAUUUGUUCAUCAAGAAGUUCCUAUUUGACCCAAACACUGUUUUUUGAAAAGUGCUUCUGGCGUUUUUGAAAGUUGUUUUCAGCUUCUAAAGUGCCUUAGGAAGUUAUCUCACUUAAUAAUAGAUGUAAUUAUAAGGGCUAUAGAGGACAUGGCUACUGGUUUGUUGUAUAGAUUCAGCAGAUAGAUAUCAUCUGUGCACUAGGAUGGAGAACUGUCAAUGCAUGCAAUUGUAUCCAUUCAUGUUCUUCUGAGUUAAUGAGUUAAAACUUCUGAGCUAUGCAUAUGGCUUCUGAGGGCAAAAGAUUACAUCUGUAAGAAAGUGUAGGAAGAAAAGUAUGCAUCUCUUAGUAAAUGUAAUUCAUGAUUAAAUGCAAUUUUUCUUGUUAGGAAUUUUUUGAAGGAGUUCAAAGCUUUUGAUGCAAGAAAAGGGAAGUGGAUAGAGAAAAGGGAAGUGGAUAGAGAAAAUGGAAUUAUCUGCUAGGUUGUUGCUUAAUUCUCGGGUUUUAAAUUUUUAUCCACAUUGGUUUGACACUAGUGCAUCGUUCUACAUUUUUAUAUUGAUUCUUCACAAGAACAUUUCCUUUUUAUAUACCAAAAGGAGAAAAAGGGAAAACAGAGUGAAAACUGUCUUUAACAUACAUCAAGCUGUCCCUUGGAGAUGCACGGGCUUAUUAUUUAUCUACUGCUAAGAAUGAACUGGGAGUUGUAUCGGCAGAGAGCUCAGCUGGUGCAGCAAUGGUCCCCAUAAGUUGGACGGAGAUGCAGUGCCCAUUGACUGGCCAAAUUGAGCAGCGGAAGGUUGCUAAAGUGGAAGUAAAUUAACAGAAUUAAGGCUUAGUGUAGGAACUGGCCAGAGAAAAAAGAGCUUUUAAUUAAGCUUAGGGACAAUCAUAGAGAUUCUUUUUCCCUUAUCUAAUGGAACGCUUAUACUUAGGAAAUUUUGCACUGAAGGUACUGAUUAUCAUGUAAGAGCACUUUAUGAUUUAUAUCCCUGAAUUGUUUCUGUGUCAGUUGUAUUUACUCUUUAAAAUUUAAGCCACUACAUGUUAAAGCAUGGGGUUAGGAAUUUUUUUUUUUUUUGGUCACUAAAUUCUUAAUAUCUAG
This is a messenger RNA of Rubroshorea leprosula, 1681 nucleotides long. NCBI's taxonomy places the organism in Eukaryota, Viridiplantae, Streptophyta, Magnoliopsida, Malvales, Dipterocarpaceae. The record is from the annotation of a GenBank genome assembly.